This is a messenger RNA of Hyaena hyaena (striped hyena), 4162 nucleotides long. RefSeq names its product actin filament associated protein 1 like 1 (gene AFAP1L1). NCBI's taxonomy places the organism in Eukaryota, Metazoa, Chordata, Mammalia, Carnivora, Hyaenidae. The record is from RefSeq and is a predicted model, not a curated record. Gene Ontology annotation, cellular component: cytosol. Gene Ontology annotation, molecular function: SH3 domain binding. The transcript is spliced from 19 exons. The coding region runs from base 35 to 2434 and encodes 799 amino acids.
GCCCUGCUCCGCGCGCCCGGGGGCCGCCGGCGCCAUGGACCGCGCCCGGGCCCUGGAGCAGCUGCUCCCCGAGCUCACAGGGCUGCUCAGCCUCCUGGACCGGGAGUACCUCAGUGACAGCGCCCUGGAGAAGAAGAUGGCCGUGGCCUCCAUCCUGCAGAGCCUGCAACCCCUCCCAGCCAAAGAAGUGUCCUACCUGUAUGUGAACACAGCAGACCUCCACUCCGGGCCCAGCUUCGUGGAGUCCCUCUUCGAAGAGUUUGACUGUGACCUGGGCGACCUCCGGGACAUGCCAGACGAUGAUGGGGAGCCCUGCAAAGGAGCCAGCCCUGAGCCAGCCAGGAGCCCGUCUCUGAGACAUACAGCCGACCUGCCUCCACCGCUUCCCAACAGGCCCCCACCUGAGGACUACUAUGAAGAGGCCCUCCCCCUGGGACCGGGCAAGUCCCCUGAGUACAUCAGCUCCCACAGGACAGCCAGGGUGUCUGGGGUCUUCCCCAGCCACAGCCCCUGCAGUCCACCUGCCUGUCUCCAAGGUGCCGCUCCCUCUACGAACCCCGCAGAUGGCUGCAGCCCAGCCCACUCCAUCAUGGACGGCUACUAUGAGGAUGCAGAUAGCAGCUACCCAGCGACCAGGAUGAAUGGGGAGUUAAAGAACUCCUACAAUGACUCUGACGCGAUGAGCAGCUCCUACGAGUCCUACGAUGAGGAGGAGGAGGAAGGGAAAGGGCCCCAGCCCACGCACCAGUGGCCCUCGGAGGAGGCCUCCAUGCACCUGGUGAGGGACUGCAGGAUAUGUGCCUUCCUGCUGCGGAAAAAGCGCUUCGGGCAGUGGGCCAAGCAGCUGACCGUCAUCAAGGAGGACCAGCUCCUGUGCUACAAGAGCUCCAAGGACCGGCAGCCACACCUGAGGCUGGCCCUGGACAUCUGCAGCGUCACCUACGUGCCCAAGGACAGCCGGCAUAAGAGGCACGAGCUGCGCUUCUCCCAGGGGGCUACCGAGGUGCUGGUGCUCGCGCUGCAGAGUCGGGAGCAAGCCGAGGAGUGGCUCAAGGUCAUCCGAGAGGUGAGCAAGCCUGCUGGGGGGACCGAGGGGGCAGACCUGCCCAGAUCCCCCGUCCUCCUGUGCAAGCUGGACCUAGACAAGAGACCGUCUCAAGAGAAGCAGCCCUCAGACGUGGACAGCCUGGGCACGGGUGACAACUGCUCCACUCUGGGCCGCCGGGAGGCCUGUGACCAUGGCAAAGGGAAGAAGAGCAGUCUGGCGGAGCUGAAGGGUUCAAUGAGCAGGGCUGCCGGCCGCAAAAUCACCCGCAUCAUCAGCUUCUCCAAGAAGAAGCCACUGGCUGAGGGCCUGCAGACAUCUUGCCCCGACGAGGAGGUCCCGUGCUGCGGCUAUCUGAACGUGUUGGUGAGCCAGGGCUGGAAAGAGCGCUGGUGCCGUCUGAAAUGCAACACUCUGUACUUCCACAAGGACCAUACCGACCUGCAGACCCACGUGAACGCCAUUGCUCUCCAUGGCUGCGAGGUGGCCCCAGGCUUUGGGCCCAGACAUCCAUUUGCCUUCAGGAUUCUGCGCAACCGGCAAGAGGUCGCCAUCUUGGAGGCAAACUGCUCAGAGGACAUGGGCCGCUGGCUUGGACUGUUGCUGGUGGAGAUGGGCUCCAAAGUCACCCCUGAGGCGCUGCACUAUGACUACGUGGAUGUGGAGACCUUGACCAGCAUCGUCAGUGCGGGGCGCAACUCCUUCCUGUAUGCCAGAUCCUGCCAGGACCAGUGGCCUGAGCCCCGUGUGUAUGAUGACGUUCCUUACGAAAAGAUACAGGACGGGGAGCCCAAGCGUCCCGCUGGAGCCCAGGUGAAACGCCAUGCCUCCUCCUGCAGCGAGAAGUCCCAUCGAGUGGAUCCGCAGGUCAAAGUCAAGCGCCAUGCCUCCAGUGCCAAUCAAUACAAGUACGGGAAGAACCGAGCUGAAGAAGAUGCCCGGAGGUACCUGGUAGAAAAGGAAAGGCUGGAAAAAGAGAAAGAGACAAUCCGGAUGGAGCUGAUGGCACUGAGGCAGGAGAAGAGGGAGCUGAAGGAAGCCAUUCGGAACAACCCAGGAGGCAAGUUAAAGGUCCUGGAGGAGGCUGUGGCCACCCUGGAAGCUCAGUGUCGGGAGAAGGAAGAGCUGCGGAUUGACCUGGAGCUGAGGCUGGUGGCUGUGAAGGAGCGCUUGCAGCAGUCCCUGGCGGGGGGCCCGGCCCUGGGGCUCUCUGUAAGCAGCAAGAACAAGAGUGGGGAAGCUGCAAAUAAACCCCAGAACAAUGCCCCAGAGCAACCUGUCCCUGUCAACUGUAUUUCUGAGCUGAGGAAGAGGAGCCCAUCCAUCGUAACUUCUAACCAAGGAAGAGUGCUGCAGAAAGCCAAGGAAUGGGAAAUGAAGAAGACCUAGAAAGAGGGUGAAGACUUGAUUCCUAAGGAAAUACUAGACUGCAUUGGAAACACUUUUUUCACCAGGAGACGCCAAAAGACUCGAAGAAGCCCCCACUCUCCAGGACACCCAAAAGACCAGCCUUUAUCAUCUGCAUGAUUCUAGGGGAAAUGGGGAGGGAAGAAGUCAAAGGGAAGAGGGGCAUGGAGAGUGUCCUUAUGACUUCACAGAGGGUGGAAACCAGGGGUGGAGGGGGAUAGAAAUCCGCAUGAUCGUAAAGGUUUUGUUAAAGGUCUUUGCCCUCUCUUCUGAAGAAGGAAUGCGAGCAUGCGUGAAUGAGCCAUUCCACCCUAUUCUCAGCACCCCAUUCCCAGGCUUCAGGCGAAAGGAAGCCAGCGCUGAAGCCGGUGGUAGAGCACAAAGAGACAAGACUUGAUCAGCUGAUCGCACUUGUGCCAGCUGGAUUCACGUUGGGCAUUACUGACAACCACUGGACAACAUAAACAGGCCAGACAAUCAGUAGAAUUCCCCUGCCUACGUAAAAGUGAACGGAAGCUAUAGGCACUGUGCAAUUUCCGCAGUCAUUCCUUCUGCGCCUUGCAACCAGGCAGAUGCAGCUAUCACGACCCUGCAUUGGAGUGGAUUUCAAAUUAGAGAUCGGACAUGCAGCAGGCAAGGGGAGGGUCAGCGGCCGACUUUAUUUUCUACUCUUAGGGACAGUGACAGGAACAUUGGUUUCUAAUGUCCACAGGAGGCUGCAGGCAUUGUGGGGUGGGGCCAUUUGUGCACAGUCAAGUUCUUUACCUAUUUCAUGUGACACUCGGGCCCCAGGAGCAGUGCUUAGAAAUCCAAGUGACGCUCUUUAUGUCUUUAUCCUUAUUUUGCACCUGGAGGCUCUCCGGUCGGCCCUUCUGUAUCUGCUUGUCAAGUAAAUCUGUCAGGGAGAAUCAAAGGACAGUGGCUCAUUUCUGCCAUGAGUGCCUUUUACUUACACUUGAUACUUUAAUGGGGAAGCGAGGACCUCAAGUCUCGGGCGGUCUCCUUACUGUGCUACUCACUAAUUACUCAACACUGUAGGCCCUUUGUAGGUCUUUACAUUUCCUUCCAAAAAAAGAUCAGACCAGUUAACUGUUAAGAGUUCAAAGUUUAGCUCAAGGAGAGAGAAGGGAAACCCCAGAAUAACCUUUGGACACUUUGGUGGAGGUCUCACACACUUUACCCUACCUAGGGCUUUACAAACUUUUGCCUUAUCCAAAAGUUACCACCCUUUAAGAUAGCGGGGAACCGGAACAGGGCAAGGAACCUGGCCAAAGUCACCCAGUUGGCCAGUGGCAGAGCAAAGAGGCUUACGGCUCAUGAGCCUGGAUCCAAACAGGAUUGGGUUGAGCCCUGCCUCUGCCGCUGACCAGCUGGUGCCUCUGGGAAAGUCACUCAGCCUCUCUGAUUCUUGUUUUAUCAGUGAAGCCCAGGCUAACAGUUCUGUUUUCCUCCCAAGACUACCGGGGAAAUUCAGUGGGAUGAUACAUGGAAAGCAUUUUGCCUACUGUCUGAGAAAUAAAUGCUCCGUCAAUAAUGGCUCUCAUUAUUAGCUGGAUAACAGAUGUCUGACUAAAACUCCUGCAUUCUUUCCACUGAAGAAAUGAUGUUUAUAUGGUGACCGCAGCCACCAAAAAGUGAAAAAGGCAACUAAUCCAUAACUCACAGGUUUCAUCCAGAUUCCACUUGAGUAUCUUCAAUGAAAAGGGAGCU